Messenger RNA from Biomphalaria glabrata, 4735 nucleotides. RefSeq lists its product as uncharacterized. NCBI's taxonomy places the organism in Eukaryota, Metazoa, Mollusca, Gastropoda, Planorbidae. The record is from RefSeq and is a predicted model, not a curated record. The transcript is spliced from 3 exons. The coding region runs from base 1 to 4569 and encodes 1522 amino acids.
AUGCCCUGUCCCAACUCACCGGAAUUAAUGGACGCCAGAGGUGAUCAGCUUAAAUGUCAUCUUGACCUGGGAGCAGAAGACAAAGGACAUUUUACAAAUGCAAAACAGGAAUUUGAGCAAGGCUCAGUAGGAGCGGAGGAUUACGGCUGUAAGAAAAAUUGCUGUGAAGUCAACGAAAGUAGAGCUACUGGAGAAGACCAUGUUACACCACAAAGAACUAGUGAAGAAUCGAGUCAGAAUGAUUCCAGUUGUCAAGAGGGGGACGGGGUGGUGAGAUUACCAUCACUCACAAACAAAACUGGUCAAACAGAUGCUGAGCAUAGAGAUAAUGAGACAGAGGAAGAUUCCAUUGGGGAAGAUAUCCAGGCCCGUUUCAGGGCAGAACAAAACACCUACUUCAUACCAAUCAAAUCAGACAGCCAGCUUAUGCAUGCUGCCUGGGGUCCGGUUCCGGAAGAUAGUGCUGUGGCCACUGGUCAGUACCAUGACUCCAGUGUUGUUGCAGAGAGUAGUGGUAUACCGUGCUGUUGCCAGUGCCAUACUGAAUUCCUUUUGGAAGAGACACCAGGGCCAUCUGUAGAAAACCUGCAGUUGGAUGCAGUCCUACUAGAAGAGCCCCAACAUAUUACUGUGUUGAAAAGUUGCAGCCAGGAGAAUUCAGCAAUGUGUAACUCUGGCGAAGUUGUUGACAAGGCCAGAUCCGAAAGCUAUGCUGAGGUGACAGCUAACUACAUUUCUGAACUGAAAAAAAUGGCAGAAAACAUCGAACACAUUUUAGACGAGCAAAACCUUAGAGGCUUGGAGUACAUGGCCACAACAGGGUAUGAUGAAAACAACUGCAGCAGUCGACAGUCCGAGCAGUUUAUCACAGUGGAUGAGGAAGAAAAAUCUAGAAACUCUGCAUAUGAAAUAUCCAAUAAAUAUGUAAGUCAUGACAAACAAUUGUAUACAAGUAUCACCUGUGGAGAUUCAAAUAAACUCAACAUUUUAUUCAGUUCUCUGUAUCAUAAAGUUUCUACAUUGAGCUAUCUUGAAACUGGAGCUACCGCAAACACAAACAACAGUGGCAAUUCAUCGUCCUCUAACCCUGUGACUAUCAGAGACAGAGAAACCAGGCCCUCUCCUAAAGUUGCCAGAGAGGGGGUCAUCAUUUAUGAAAAAGAUCCCAAUCCAAAAAAGACACAAGCUGACUUGGUCAUAUUUGAAGGGAACCAUGUGAUCUCCAUUCCUAAAGAAGCCAUCAUGGCCAAUACAUGGAGAGACUAUUACACACCACCUAAUAUCAACAGCUCAGAAACAGAAACCAUGUCUUCCAAUUAUUCCGUCAGCCAAACUUCCAUAAACGAUCAAGAUUUAGGCGGGAAAAAUGCAAAGGAGGCUAUGCAGCAGUCCCCUCGUUACUUUGUGCCCCAGCAGUGUUCUACGACUGCUUCCAAGUCUGUCAAUGUACAAAAUCUGUCCAGCAGGACCAGGAAGAUAAGUGAGUGUAAAGCAAGAAGAUACGUGCCGAUCACACGAGUUUGUGCUCGGCUGGGUAAACUGUCUGGAACUAGCAUCAAUAAUGAUUAUGAACAGCCAGCAUCACCGAAAACCAGACGUCUUUCUCCAAAAUCACCAACUUAUAUCAAAACAAGCCCCAAAACUAGAAGUCCCAGUCCUAGAUUACCAAAAUCUAAAAGCCCCAAAUUAUCCAAAUCUAAAACUUUAAGCCCUAAAUCGCCAAAGUCGAAAGCUAUUAGUCCAAAAUCUAAGUCUAAAAAUUGUGGUUCCAAAUUUAAUCAUAAAAAUUUCAGUCCCAAGUCUCGAAAUUCCAGCCCCAAGUCCCAGAAUUCCAGUUCAAAACUACCAUUGUCCAGAGCUGUAAGUCUUAAGUCUAGAAGUUCUAGUUCUUCCAGAAGUUCUCGUCCCAAAACAAGAAUCCCCAAACCUUUCAGAGCAAAGUCUAGGAGUUCCAGCCCAAAAUCAUCUAUCUCAAGAUCUUUCAGUCCUAAAUUUAAAAAAAUCAGAAGUCCUAGUUUGAAAUCACCAAAAACUAGAGCAAGUAGCAAAUUAAAAAUAUCAAACAGUCAAGAAAAAGUCUUAAGGAAAUCCUCCCCUGGCCAGCAUGACCAUAUUGGUGCCCAAUACAUACUUCAACCUCCUGGUAUAACCUUCAAAGGCAAGAAGACUAAAAGCUGGACAGAUGUUAAUAAGCUGCCAACUAAAAAAUCACCUGUGUCUACUGAGCCAAAAAAGAUGAAAAAGCCACAAGGAAAAGCUUCAGCAAAGAAGAAAAUCAAACCAGAUAGCGCCUUCCCUUUGUCACUCCAUACUUACCAUGACCCUCUUGCAUUGUCUUCCUACGUCCCAGACAUGACCAGACAGUUAACUAUAGAAAGCCCCAAAGAAAAUCUGAUGAUCCACACCACCUAUAUUCGGCCUAAUCCACUUCAUCUGAACUCCAAAGGAAUAUUUGAGCUCAUCAGUCAGAAGCGCAGACUGUAUCUAGAGGAUAAGGAGAAAGUGCCGAGCUCUGAUGAAACCAGGCAGCUUAUUUGUGAAACUGAGUGCUUUGUUAGGAAAGAUCCCAAGACCAAACGUCUUGUCAUCACCAAUGGCACGUUGAAUGAACUUGUGCAAAAAACAGUGACGCGGUCUACCACCAAGCUGAAUGCCAAUGGAAGAUCAAUGUCCAAAUCUAAAAGUGAAACCAACAAUGUACAGCAACCCACAAAUCUGAAGGCUACAAAACUUCCUUUUCAACAUGUAGAGAUGAUAGGAGAUUAUGUUUAUAUUGGAAACCACAAGCCCAAGUCUUUAUCCCAAGUUAAAGAUGCAGAUGGCAAUGAAAAUUCAAAUGCACAUGGAUGCGACUUGUUAUGCUGUAGUCCUAUUGUGGACCAAUUGGAGACUAACAAUGGCUAUAUUUGUCAGAGAAAUUGUUUUAAUACUGGAUUUGUUUCUUAUAUUCAGACUGAUUCCUUGCCUGAUAAAUCAGUUACAAAUUUCUCUGAGUUUAUUACCAUACUUAAGAUGAUAAGUGACCCUGUAAACUUACACUUUGAUCUGCUGAGCAACAGAAAUAACAACAGUGCUGACGGAACCUCGGAGAUGGAGGACGCCACCUUGGGAGAUGUUGAUCAGAUCAUAACGGAGCACCCUCAGCUAAGUUCAGUGAAGCAGAGACAGGGAAGAAGGUCAAGACCUAAUUCUCCCUCCAAACGAUCCUUGAAAGGAAAGUGCCCCGAGUGUGAGCCCAACAUGCCUGGUGACGCUGAGGACAAACACUUCCUAGACUUUGAGCACCAAGUUCAUCCCAAUGAAAUCAAUGAGUCCAACGAAGUGCAGACUGGCUCCUCCCUUGAACUCAGAACAAGCCUCUUGCCCCCUCGUAAUAAAGAAAUCAAAAUGGGUCAUAAACUUUGGAACACUUGUGCCUGCGAGUCCCCAAGGCCCUACGUCCCUCCAACAUACGCCGAAUGUGCUAUACAGCUCAACCUAGAUGACAUCUGCGGCAGUGAAGCUUCUCAGACAGGAGAGGAGAAGACUUACACUGGACAUGUCCUUGACAUUGAUCAUAUAACUAUGUGCGAAUGCCAGCUGAGAAUGCGAAAAACACAGAAACAUAAUUUUGACAUGCAAGUCCACCCUGAGGACAUCUGCCCGAGCAACAAUGUCCAAACUGGGUCUUCUCUGCUCCUUCUAGAACCUAUUAUCAAAAGAUCAACAGAGGCGGCAAAUACAAGUGAGAAGAUAGGCCAUGCUUUCAAAUUUGACAACUCGGAUUCUGAACAGCCACGAAAGUUUCCAGAAUCUGAGAUUGUUGAAACUUGUGAAGUUGAGAUUCAAGUGGCAGCGACAGAUAUCAAUCCAAGCAUUGAUGCCCAGCCGGGGGAUUCCUUGAUGUUGAUGGAACCAUUUCCCCCAAUUAAGCCAACUUUUAGUGAGGAUGAAUAUCCAGAAGAGGAUGCAACUUGGGGAGAUUUAAGCAUUAAUGAUAUGAUAUCAGAAAACAAGAGUUUAUACGCCUAUUAUAAGAGAUAUGAAGAGCUGACAAAACUGGAGAAGGAUUAUGAAAUCUAUGCCAGGCCCUACACCACUGCUGAUCAGCUUCAACAGAAGUCAAUGACAGAUAGUAAAAUAGAUCCAAGAAACGCAGGGAAUAAGAGAAGUACAGCUUUUUUGAAGCACACACCUAGUCAAGAGUACCGCCAGUAUGCAACAGCUAGUUAUGAAGAGCCAAAGGGCACAAGAGACCAUGAGAAAGGAGAGUUUAGACAUGUUGCAAAAGCAAAAGAAAGCAUCACAGUCACUAAUUACCAAAAGGAAAGUACUUCAGAUCCCCAGGCGCGGGGGCCAUUUCAGGGCAAGUACAAAAACUUUACAUCCUCUGGGAUCAACUUACCCAGCCCAGUUGGCAGCAUCGAGUCACAGGAGGGGGAGAUGAAGGAAGAAGAGGGAGAGAACCAAGGUCACAGGCCUUAUAGGAGGAAGAGGAAACCAAACAGUGGUCCAAGUGUGGAGACGCAAACCUUCAAAUCAAUGCAGCCCAAUCCACCCCCUGACCAGCCAGAUGAAAACCCAUUUUAGAUCAUCUACCAGUUACUAGAGUUUGAACAAUUAGGACAAAUUCUUAAAUAUUUUUUUUUACAGCAGCCGAAGUUAUUUCAAAAUAAAUUGAAAAAAUAAUUUUAUUAUUGUGAUAUAACCUUAAUUACUGAAGGAUGCAAUGCUAGGUAUGUGAAGGCAGUUUUUU